Molecule: messenger RNA, 1500 nt
Organism: Fusarium venenatum
Lineage: Eukaryota; Fungi; Ascomycota; Sordariomycetes; Hypocreales; Nectriaceae
Source: RefSeq, a predicted model, not a curated record
AUGUCUCUCCAACAGUCUAACAACCAGUCUCGUCCUGUGCAGACUAGCAUGCUGGCCAUGCUUCUCACAGAGACCAUAUUGAACAUCAUUGGCGCAAUCAACGACAACCCCGACGGUUACCAGACAGCAGAAAGCCUCGAUCAUCUAAGCCAGACAUGUUCUCACCUGUACGACCUCGCCCGACCUUUUUUCUUCCGUGCUAACGAUUUCAAACAGUUCUACCUGUCUGUCCAUGUGGCCAAUAUCGCCAUGAUGGAUCGCUGCGAGUAUUACAACGCAGCGCCCAUCGACACAAUGUGGCGUUACCUUCCUCUGAGUCCGUUGCAAGCUCCUCGGCUGCAGACAACUGUGGACCUUCUCCUGAGUGGCGUGGACGAGGACAUUGGCUCCUCGGAAGAUGAGCACCAACCGAGAAUUCGCGAUAAGAAGCGUUACAAGAUCUUCAACGCUCUAGAAUGGCUUCUCAAGAGAGGCGCCAAUGGCGAAACCGCCAAAUGGGUCGGACUCAACACCGGGCGUGACAAAGUCAUGAAGCCGCUCGGCCACAUGAGUACGAAUCUGCUGGAUCAGAUGCAACGAGGUAUCAGCAAGCGCGCCAUGGAAGUCAUCUUCAGUAUGAUCAAGUUGUUGAGCAGCCACGGGUUUCCUAACCCAACUCGCGCUGACACAUUCUUUCUCUUUGGGUCUCUGGUAGAUAAAUUACGGUGGCACGGCGAUAACCCGCGUGACUACUUUCUCAUGUCACCACUGAAUACAGCGCUCAAGUCCCAUGUGAUUCCUUCUGUUCUGGAACUCAUGUUGAGCGAGCAUGCUGAUCGGGGCAUCAAGCUGAGGGAUUGGUACGACGAGUGUCCAGCCAGCCUUGCCAGGCUUGCAACACGAGAGUAUCUCUCAGGUAUAUCGUCGAUCCAAUGGAGCGAAUUCACCUCCAUCGACAAGCUCAUGGACAUCCUCCACGCUGAUCUGCACAAAGAAUACACUAGGUGGGAAGAAAACUACUUUGGUGAGGUCGCAGACAUUUUCAAGGUCAAGCUCAAGCUGAUGAUCGAGUACGAAAUGAUCGACGCCUCAGAGGAGGCUCUUCUCAAAAGCAUCGAAGCAGCUCUCUACUCCAUCGCUGCAGAUGGCAUGCAGGCAGGUCAUUAUGACAAAGAGUACUUCAAAACGUCUUGGGAGAAACUCGGCGACGCUGUAAGGCCAUUCGCUACCGAUGUCAACCUGGUAGUGGAUCCUGAGACGCAGCUUAUAAGCAGUAUACACCGCGUCCACAGAUUCUACGUUCACCCGGAGUGGAAUCCGUGGGAGUCGUGGUUCCGGCGACAAGACAGAACUCGACAUGAACGAUGGCUGUCUGGAGACCUAGAAGAGGGAGAGGUGCGCCCUAGGCACAACCUAUUCGGUCAUUCCAUGGAGUAUGGCCGUGCCGCUAGUCUUGGGGUUCCAGAGUGGCACACGGUCAGUAUGGACGAGUGGUACGCUUCCUUCCCGCGCUCUGGAUAA